Ctenopharyngodon idella (grass carp) is the source of this 1821-nucleotide messenger RNA. It is a transcript of the gene klhdc3l, whose product is annotated as ras guanine nucleotide exchange factor F. The record is from RefSeq and is a predicted model, not a curated record. The transcript has 7 exons. The coding region runs from base 313 to 1701 and encodes 462 amino acids. Gene Ontology annotation, molecular function: protein binding. Lineage: Eukaryota; Metazoa; Chordata; Actinopteri; Cypriniformes; Xenocyprididae. Gene Ontology annotation, cellular component: Golgi apparatus.
ACAAACAUUUGCGCUUCUCUCGAGGACUUCUAUCCACCACUCGUUGCUAUCAAGUUGUGAAACAGUUCUUCAAUGCGGUCAUGUGACACUUUCAGGACUUUCUUAAGCAACAAAUCACAUUUAAACUUCUUGUUUCUAUGUGUGCAAGUAAAUACUCAGCGACCACUGUAAAGCGAUUAGGUAACAAUGUAUCUUAGUUACUUUCAUAUACCCAUUUCAAAAGCGAAUGAUAGUGGAUGUAUAACGGGCUGGGCGUAUAUGUUAAGAAGAUCACGCGGUGGGACUAACCCAUGAGACUCUCAAAGCCCAGGCAUGAACCAGGGGAGCGGUGCUUGUUUGUGGACCCCAGUGCCGCAGCACUGCCCUGCACCAUGUGACCGUUACAAGCAUGCUUCUUGUGCCCACAGAGGACAUGUUUACUUACUAGGUGGUCGAGAAAAAUGCUCACUGAGAGAUUUCUGGAAAUAUAAUGUGGUCUGUAAUGAGUGGGCCGAGCUUCCUUGCAAUAGUGAAGAAGCACCUGAAGAACUGGAGGAGCACACCAUGGUAGCACAUCAGGAAUUUCUCUAUGUCUUCGGAGGAAUGCAAGAUUCAUCGUAUACUAACUCAAAAAUUCCUCUUUGGGUGUUUGAUAUAGGUAUUUUUAUUGCAUAUUCAGUGGGGGCCACGAGAAAAUUAAUAAAUUCAUUCAUGGAGAUUUUGUUUUACCACACAGCAAUAUGUCACUUUGUUAUUCACCUCUUCAGUUUUAUAUUCUUUGCAGUUAAAGAAUGCUGGAUUAACUGGAAAACAGGAACUUUAUGGGGAGUGACACCAGCAAACAGAAAAGGGCACAGUGCUGUCAUCUUUGGGUCAUCUAUGUAUGUCUAUGGGGGAUACAUUGAUAUAAGAGGAUCAACAAAAGAAUUCUGGAAAUUUGAUUUUGAUUCCAGGAUGUGGUCGCUACUGAGCAGUGCACAAGGCGGGCCUGGUCCCAGACAUGGUCACUCAGCUAUGACAUUCCAGGACUGUAUGUACCUCUUUGGUGGCUUGCAGGGCCUGAGGGAACAGAAGGACCUGUGGAGCUGGAGUUCUGCCAGUCAAACCUGGAGCAGCAUCAAAUUCCAUUCAGGUCCCUCCAGGCUGGUUGGUCACUCUGCUGUAUUGUUCAAAGACAGCAUGCUCAUCUUUGGUGGAGGGGAAACCCAGAGUUCCCCUCAGAACAGCAUGUGGAGGUUCAACUUGACAACACAGACCUGGAAGAAGCUAGCAUUGUUGCCUGGAUCUGCCUCUCUGUGCCGGAUCCAUCACUGCAGCAUUGGCCUGGGCCAGAGUUUCCAGCCAACAGCACAAAACGGCGUCUUUUUCAGGGAAAUACCCAACUCUUACAGCAUCAAUAACAAGCUAAGACUAUUUAAGAACAAGUGCCAACCGUCCCACAGCACAAUGCAAGAGCCCUGUAUUGAGCUCCAGACUUUCCACAUGGACAAUAAGAAGUGUUUACCAGAUUUGAGUACUACACUGAAAGACACUAAGCUAAAAGGAAGCUGUCUCACCUUUGAGAAUCAGGAGGCUGUUCAUAAGAAGCGGAGUAGUGGUGACCUGACAGACGAAAACGAGGACGCCAUGUUUCUCCAUAUGCCUGACUUGCUGUUAGUCCUGGGUGGUAAACCUCUACAAGGACAGCAUAUGAUUUCAGUGUGGCAUAUGACAGUGGCAUAAAUCUGGUGUUUUCAGUGCAUUCUACUUUCUCUGUGAGAAAUGAAAGAGGCUUAGCAACAAUACCCAUAUCCUUGUGGGAGAACGUUUGCAUUAAAAUCGAAUUCAAUCAUGUACAAACUC